AUAGCUCAGGAUUUUUCAGAGCUGAGAUAUUAUGUGUCCAUAAAUACUAAAACAGAGCUAUCAUUCUUCAGAAGUAAUUACAUAGUUUCUGCUUUUUCUAGAAUUGUGGCAGAUAAAUUGGUUUAGGGUUUGUUUUUUAAGCUUCUCAAGGUACCCUAUUGAGACCAAAAUUUCAUAUGUGAAUGUUUAUCACUCAGGCUGUCAGCGGAAAAGUCAUCACAUAAAUAUCACAUAUCUCGGGCAUUCCAUAAAAGAUGCACACUUGUAUAUCCUCAGUUGUAUCAAAGAGUAAUGGGAUUUCCCUGUUAAGAUGGACAUAUGAAGAGAAUUUCAGGGAAUGUUCUGACUAUAGGCUUGUUCAGACAAGGUUUGACUAAUUAGGCACUUUUUGAUUUUAUGUAAUGGAUACUGUCCCAUAUUUAAUUGCAUGUUACUGUUACAAUGCACUGCAGUUUUAGCCCGUUUGUUUUUCAUAAUAUCUCAGCUGCCUUGGGUCCUUUUACUGGGAGAAAGGCUCCGUGAACAAUAGAAUGUUGGCAUAAGACUGUGCCCUGCACCAUAGCUGGCAGGCAAUACCACCCUGUUUUUCUCAUCAGUUACCUGCCUGAGUUUCCUGCACAAGAGGGCCUGCUCCUUUCUCAUACCCCCACUUUUGCCUCCCUCUUGAUCUCCCUCAACUGCAAUUUCAUUCUCUUUCUCCUUUGUGGAGAUAGGUGGUUUUAUUUUUCUUAACCUAGAAUUAAAUUUGCAGGUCCCAAGAUGUUCCUAUACUGCUUUCUGAUUAUUUUUUUAAAAGGGUGGGAGAAGGAAGCUCAGGAGAACAUUCCCACCCUGUGAUGUUGCAUCUGUACCUCCCCCUCAUAUGCCCACAGUGACAUUGUGCAUAUCCAGUCACAUUGGAUUAAAACUAAGAAAAGAGCUCUGCAACUCAGGCGUGUGUUAGACAUUUGCAGUUAACCCUGAACUUGUGGGUGACUUCCAGAUUUUAAGGUGCAUUUUCAGGUUCAGCAGAAUUAACUGGUCUUCUGAUCCAGACUCCUUGGACCAGAACUACGAAGCUACAGUCUAAAGCCAUCCUAAAAGGAGACAGCCAGUACUCCUGGCAUCUGUUGACUUCAUGCAGUACGAAGACAACUUCACGGAAUACUUUGAGAAUUAUGAAGAAGAUGAGCCGCCCGAGUUCUAUCUUAGCAAUGCACAGAUUGUUUCUCUUGUCCUCCAUGGGAUAGCUUUUCUUCUGGGAGUGCCUGGCAAUGCAAUAGUCAUCUGGAUCAUGGGCUUUAAAUGGGACAAGACCGUCACUUCCCUCUGGUUCCUCAACCUGGCCAUUGCAGACUUAAUCUUUGUUUUAUUUCUCCCGUUGUAUAUUGCGUAUGUUGCCCUGGGCUUCCACUGGCCCUUUGGGAGCUGGCUAUGCAAAGCCAACUCCUUCAUUGCCCUAUUCAACAUGUUCGCCAGUGUCUUCUUCCUGACAGCAAUCAGCCUUGACCGGUAUGUCCAUCUGAUCCACCCAGCAUUCUCCUACAAGCAUCGGACUCUCAAGAACACCCUGUUCCUGGUUUUGACCAUUUGGAUUUUGGCAACAGUCAUUGGCAGCCCUGCUCUGUAUUUUAGAGACACACUAACACUACCCAACAACAUCACUAUUUGCUACAACAACUUUCACCCAAGUGACCUUGAUCUCAUUAUCCUCAGACACCAUGUUCUAACCUGGGUUAGGUUCAUUUGUGGCUACCUCUUUCCCCUCUUGACCAUGAUAGUUUGCUAUUCCCUACUCAUCAGCCAGGUGAAGAAGAGCGCUAUUCUGACCUCCAGCAGGCUAUUCUGGACCGUUCUUGCAGUUGUGUUUGUCUUCUUUGUUUGCUGGACCCCCUAUCAUAUAUUUAGCAUUCUUGAGCUGUCUGCUCACCAUAACAACUAUCUGCAUGGCUUGCUUCAGGAUGCCAUUCCUCUUUCAGUUGGCUUUGCCUUCAUCAACAGCUGCCUUAACCCUAUCCUUUAUGUCCUUCUCAGCAAAAAGCUCCCAUCCUGUUUCAGAGUUACAUUUUCAGAGUUGGUGAAACAUACACUGUGGGAGGUCAGCCAGUCUGGGACGGUCAGUGAACAAGUUUGGAAUUCCAUCAGCUUACAGCCGUACGAGGCCCCAGGGACCGAGAUCACUCCAAGUGAAAGAUCCUUAGUGCCCACUGAAGAUGCAUAAGGCUGGAACACAUCUCUC
Molecule: messenger RNA, 2218 nt
Organism: Pogona vitticeps (central bearded dragon)
Lineage: Eukaryota; Metazoa; Chordata; Lepidosauria; Squamata; Agamidae
Source: RefSeq, a predicted model, not a curated record